Molecule: messenger RNA, 6303 nt
Organism: Oncorhynchus masou masou (cherry salmon)
Lineage: Eukaryota; Metazoa; Chordata; Actinopteri; Salmoniformes; Salmonidae
Product: inositol polyphosphate-4-phosphatase type I A-like
Exons: 24
Coding region: 231-3110 (959 amino acids)
Cellular component (GO): cytoplasm
Molecular function (GO): phosphatidylinositol-3,4-bisphosphate 4-phosphatase activity
Source: RefSeq, a predicted model, not a curated record
GGAGAGGCAAGAUCACACUGCCGAGUGCUGACAGGCUGGAAACAAAUGAAACAAGCGAGCGUCAACACCAACGGCUGUCUCUUUCCCACCAAAUUAAUUGUCAUCAAACGUCGUAGAAAGCUUGUAGAGGAAGGCCCAGGUGGGGCCGUGGAGUGGCUCAGUACAAGGGGGUGUGUUCUCACCAUCACCCGUGCCUCUCCUCCCCCCUGGAGAAGGCCAGCAGGAUCAGGAUGUCGGAGGUUAGAGAGCGUAGCCCCCGCCACCAGAGACCCUGGUCAGUGUACCGGGCCAACACCUUUGACCUCUCCUCUGAGAUGAUCGGCCUGGCACUCGCAGGGAACAGCCAGGAUCCAGAUGAGCCUGUUCUAGAGUUCAGUGUGGCCUGUAAUGAGUUGGUGACCCCAGCUCUGGAGCGGAAACCCAACAGCUUUGUGGCAGUCAGCUGCACCACCCCUCCCCAGGCCUUCUGGACCAAACACGCCCAGACGGAGAUCAUCGAGGGCACCAAUAACCCUAUAUUCCUGAGCAGCAUAGCCUUCUUCCAGGACUCUCUGAUCAACCAGCAGACGCAGGUCAAGCUGUCUGUGUACGACGUCAAGGACCGCUCUCAGGGCACGAUGUAUUUAUUGGGCUCAGCUCUGUUUCCUGUGAAGGAGUUGCUGCAGGAGAAGAACCACAGGUUACACCUGACCCUGAGAUCUGCAGAGAACAAGCACGUGGGGAACAUCACCAUCAUUGCCUGGCAGAUAGAGGAGAAGAGGGAUCAGAGGACUCUGCCUGUUGCCAGGUUACCAGACGCCAUCAACGGCAGGACCGUGCUUCCAGUGGAUGAGAGCCUGACCGAAUCCAUGGGUGUCAGAGCCAAAUAUGCAUCUUUAUGCAAAGACACCCUGCUGACAUCAGUGUUUGGAGGCACCAUGUCCAGAAUGUACCGUUUCCCCACCACGGACGGUCACCACCUGCGGGUGCUAGAACAGAUGGCUGAAAGUGUGUUGUCUCUCAACAUCCCCAGACAGUAUGUCAAACUACUGCUGGAGGAGGACGCUGUCAGGGUUUGUGAGCUGGAGGAGCUGGGGGAGUUGUCACCAUGCUGGGAGAACCUACGACGACAGAUAGUCACUCAGUACCAGAACAUCAUCCUCACGUACCAGGAGACUCUCUCUGACCUCACCAACUACAAGGGUCCAUCAUUCAAGGCCAGUAACCUGAAGGCAGAGAGGAAGCUGGAGUUCAUACCCACCAACCUUCAUGUCCAGAGGAUGAGGGUGCAGGACGAGUCUGGCUUUGACCACACGUAUGACGUGGUGACUAUCGGGGCUCCCGCCGCCCACUACCAGGGCUUCAAGAACAGCGGCCUGCGCAAGCAAAUCACCAAGUUCGAGGAGGCCAAGAAACACGUUUAUGAGGAAGAAUGCAGUGCCCUGUCCAGCUGUCAGUCUAUAGUGUACGUCCCCCAGGACAUUGUCCGGGCCAAGGAGAUCAUCUCCCACAUCAACACCCUGAAGACCCAGGUCAGCUACUAUGCUGAGAGGCUGUCCCGGGCCGCCAAGGACCGCUCUGCCAACGGUCUGGAGAAGACCCUUGCCAUCCUGGCUGAUAAGACUCGCCAGCUGGUGACUGAGUGCGACUGCAAACUGCUGGCCUCAGCCAUCCAGGGGCUGAACGCGGCACGCCCCGAGUACAUCGCCUCCAAGGAAUCACCCUCCGCCGACGCCACCGAUCAAGUAGUCCUGCGCAACGACCGGGACACGCUGCUGGCCAAGUGGAGCGGAUGCAACAGCCGGUCCUCGCUGCACGUCGACUGGCACGAGGAGGAGUGGGAGAAGGUGUGGGUAAAUGUAGACAAGAGUCUUGAGUGUAUCAUCCAGCGGGUGGACAAACUCCUUCAGAAGGACCGUCUGCCCGGCGACAGCAGCCAGGGGGACACUACCCCAGGCCACCAGCAGGGCGGCAGCAGUAAGAAAGAUGGCAGCCCCAGUGGCGAGGAGGCUUUCCCAGGGGAGUGGAGCGAGGCCCUGUACCCUCUCCUCACCACGCUGACAGAGUGUGUGGCUAUGAUGAGUGACAAGGCUAAGAGCUCCAUGGUGUUCCUGUUGAUGCAGGACAGUGCUCCUACCAUCGCCAUGGACCUCUCCCUGCAGUACAGACGAGAUGUGGUCUUCUGCCAGACGCUCACUGCCCUCAUCUGUGGCUUCAUCAUCAAGCUGAGGAACUGUCUCCGUGACGAUGGCUUCCUCAGGCAGCUGUACACCAUCGGCCUGCUGGCCCAGUUUGAGUCUCUGCUCAGCACCUACGGCGAGGAGCUGUCCAUGUUGGAGGACAUGUCGGUUGGCAUCAUGGACCUACGGAACGUUACCUUCAAGGUGACCCAGGCAACCUCCAGCUCCUCCCCCGACAUGCUGCCGGUCAUCACUGGCAACCGGGACGGCUUCAACGUCCGCAUCCCGUUGCCGGAGACCAUGUUUGACGCGUUGCCGCGGGAGAUCCAGAACGGCAUGCUGCUGCGCGUCCAGCCGGUGCUCUUCAACGUGGGAAUCAACGAACAGCAGACGCUGGCAGAGAAGUUUGGAGACACGUCUCUGCAGGAGAUCAUUAACCUAGAGAGUCUGGCCAGACUCAACUCCUACUAUCAACAGUUCAAGGAGGUCCUACCUGAGGACUGCCUGCCCAGGUCCCGUUCCCAGACGUGUCUACCAGAGCUGCUGAGGUUCCUGGGACAGAACGUCCACGCCAGGAAGAACAAGAACGUAGACAUCCUGUGGCAGGCAGCAGAGAUCUGUCGUCGUCUGAACGGUGUGCGUUUCACCAGCUGUAAGAGUGCUAAGGACCGCACGGCCAUGUCCGUCACCCUGGAGCAGUGUCUGAUCCUACAGCACGAACAUGGCAUGGCCCCACAGGUCUUCUCCCAGGCCCUCGACUGCAUGCGCAGCAUUGGGACCAGGGAGGGGGUCACCCAGAAGAACCUGAGUGGCCUGUUGCCUGUGCGGGAUUUCAGGCUGGACCCCAGCCUGCUGUACUCCCUGCCCCUGCUGGCCCUCAGCCCCAACCUGCUGGUCGUCUGGCUGUUCCUCAGCGUCGCCUACUUCCUGGCCAAGCUUCGCUGCAGCUGAAGGCACAGCCCCUCUGCCACCCAGCCCCACCUUCUCUCGACCUCUACUCACCUCUUCUCUCUGCCCGUUUCCCCCAGUGUGUCAGUCAGUCAGUCAGGAAGAAAGGCAAAAAGUUAGUUUGUCAGUCAAGGAGGAAGACAGGGAGUCAGUCAGUCUGUCUGGAGCUCAGCCGGGAGAAACCUCUGAUUGGCUGAGGGCAGACCGUGUGUACCUGACUGGACUUUAUGUGCGUCACUCGGCUAAACUGCCAGCUGUUCCACCCAAUGGGCAGCCAGCACUCCUCCCGCCCUGCUCUCUGUCCUAACCAAUCCAGUCAGAGCAGGAGGCUGGUCUAAAGGUCUAUGUGCAGAACUGUAUGAGACUGUUACUGUCAGUGUUCUGACAUAUUUCUCAGUUUAACACCCAUUGUUUUGCAACAAUCAAAUACAAACUGAGAGUAUGGAGAGAAACUUAGUGAAAUAUAGCCGGUAAGAAGUUUUAGCUGAAUUUAAUGGAAGUUUGUCCCAGUUGUCCUUGAGUAUUUAUAAUGCCGCUUCCCAACUCAUGACAUGAUUAUAACCAUGAUAAUAUGAUGUAAUGGAUCCUUUGGUUUUGCACAGAGCUUAUUUUCAGUCAUGCAAAUGUUCUGGCUUGCUUGACGUUUACGUCUUCCAUGCAAUAUCAAGCGGAUGUUGUUUUGAUCUGGUGGCCAUUUUGUUGUUGUUCCUCAGGCCCUUCCUACUCUUACAGCAGGAGAGACUUGUGUCCGCUUUCAAUUUAAACCAAUGCACUUUUGUAUCAACGUUGUCGUCUUAAUGAAGGUUAUUCGCUUGUCUUGCCAAUGGACACAGUUUAUUCUUGGUCAGAGCAAUUUGAAUUGGCUAAAUCUGUGAAUUUAUGAUAUUUCAGGGGAGCUUUGUUGGCUUGUUUGAUUAUGCAGUGUAGUUUUUCCGAAGUGUUUAUUUUUUAGUUGAUAUAAGAUUUCAUGCCUGGACCAAGUUUCCUAUUUACUAUAGAGUUUGUAUAUAUGAAUUGGUUCUUUGUUUGUUUGAGAACCUAUAAGGGUUGCAGUUCUAGGGAAAUGACAGAGAAGAUGAAGAGAAUGUACAUGGGCGAACCUCAAAUGGCUCCCUACCACCAAAUGAUGCACCACCUCUGACCAGUAGUGCACUAAAUAUAGGGGAUGAUUUGAGACACAACCCAUGCUUGUUGUGCCAAAUGUUUUAGCCAGGUCUCAGAUGGUAGAUACAGGUCUUGGAUCUUUAUUCCAGGUCAAAGUAUUACUUCCAGAUCUCCCAGCAGCCCAAAUCCAUCCCACUUCCACAGAGAAGUGCCCUAGAAAGGGAGAUUUGAUAUCAGACUCUUUGGGUUACUUCCAAGCCUUGCACUCUGGACUUCCUGGUCUCUGUCGAGAGAGUCCACACACCAUUAUCAAAUACAGUAGUUGCUAUCUAGUCCCAUAAAAACAUGAUUAGCCAUCUAAUGGUAUAUGCACUCAUUAAUAUGUAGACUAGUGGUAUUAUCGUUUUCCAGCCCCAUAGCCUCUCUCCAUUUUAAUCAGUAUAAUACCUGUCUUCAGUGUUACGUCCCAAGACGGCCACACUCAAUCCAAUCUAAAGUGACCUACUAAAGAAAUGGACCAUCCGUCCCAAAAUAGCCUCCUCUGUGAGAUUGUCACGCUCGUCUUACAUCCCCUCCACCCCUCAUUUCCAACUCCUCGACCCCCACAAUGGAAAACUGGAGGGAUUCUUUUGUCCUUGUUGGUUGAGCUUUAUGCAAGCUUCUUAUAGGCCUCUCACCUGUGUGACUGGUAUGAGAGCUCGGCUGGGUUUAAUGGUGUAUUUAGGUUAAUUCAUUGGUUUGGUUUUGAAUAUUCAGAGGUUUAUUAUUUCUACUGAUUUACAUUAUCGACAAAUACGUACAUGCAGUAUUUAUUUCUCAGUAUUCUACAGUAUUUACUUUUUCAAUCUUGUAAAUCAUUAUUGUAAAUAAUAGAAAUGUAUAAAAUCAGAUCAUCUUUUGAUAAGUAUGCUGGUGUAGAACUACCUCUAUUGUCCCAUGAAAACACCAUCUGACUGUCAGCCAGGGGAGAGAGCCGAGGGACAGCCAGGGGAGAGAGCCGAGAGACAGCCAGGGGGAAAUGUGCUCCAUGACAGCAGCACCCAAGUUCUUCACCAAAUGGCACACUAUUCCCUACGUAGUGCCCUAUAGGGCCUGGUCAAAGUAGUGUACUAUAUAGGGAAUAGGGCUCUGUUUAAGACGCAACCCCAGUCGGUAAAAUGUUAGGAUGGCGUUUGCCUCAACCAAAUGUGAAUUAGCUCGCCCUGCUGGUUAGUAAUGAUACAACAGAAGCUUGCCACCCAGUAAGUCCUAUGAAAAGAUUUGGAUUGCUCCGUUCUGGGGAUACAUGCAAUUAGGAGACCAUUCUAAAGUUGUAGAGAAUUGCAGAAUGUGCUGGUGACAUUUAGUUCUGCUGGUGUAUUUAAUUCCGAUGAAGAAACCCACUGUGUUAAACAUGUUGUAACCAUAGGGAUGCUAAAUCCAGGAAUAUUCCAACUAAAACCAAGUUCUUGACUCAAUUCUCAAGUUUUAUUUUUCUGUUUCUCUUGAAUUCCUUAGUGCUUUUGACUAUAGAGAAUAUAUUUAUAUUGCGUUGCAUUAUAUUUUCAUGCUUGUAUGUCUAAAUGCUCACGUUUGCUAAAUAUAUGUAUUCUUAUGGAAAGUUUGUGAUUACAUUAUCGUCAUGCAGGUGUCACUUUAGAAUUUCUCCCUCUCAUGAUAGUUGCUGUUCCAGAUAUCUUUGUAUUAACCCUUGUCUGGUACUUUGCCAAGUUCCAACCUAAUAUCAGGGUUGCUUGGAUAAUCAUUUAUGAGUAUGCUCUGAAAUACUAUCCUUUCUCCCUUUCUCUCUGAAGUAGUAUGCGUUUCUCCCUUUCUCUCUAAUGCUUCUCUCUGAAAUAGACUUUUCUCCCUUUCUGGUUCUAUAUGAAAUGGUAUGCGUUUCUCCCUUUCUCUGGUUCUCUCUGAAAUAGUAUGCGAUUCUCCCAGUCUCUCUGAAAUAGUUUGCCUUUCUCCCUUUCUGUCUGAAAUCGUUUGCGUUUCUCCCUUUCUCUCUGAAAUCGUUUGCGUUUCUCCCUUUCUCUCUGAAAUCGUUUGCGUUUCUCCCUUUCUCUCUGAAAUCGUUUGCGUUUCUCCCUUUCUCUCUGAAAUCGUU